Messenger RNA from Gorilla gorilla gorilla (western lowland gorilla), 1566 nucleotides. Its product is annotated as protein eyes shut homolog. Lineage: Eukaryota; Metazoa; Chordata; Mammalia; Primates; Hominidae. The record is from RefSeq and is a predicted model, not a curated record. Bases 424 to 1566 code for a protein of 380 amino acids. The transcript is spliced from 10 exons.
GUUCGUUAUUAUGGAGAUUCUUAUCUAGAAUUUCAGAAUGUGGUUUUAAAUCCACAAAAUAACAUCUCCCUAGAAUUUCAGACCUUCAGCUCCUAUGGACUUCUGCUGUAUGUCAAGCAAGACUCAAAUUUAGUAGAUGGAUUUUUUAUUCAAUUGUUUAUUGAAAAUGGUACUUUAAAGUACCACUUUUACUGUCCUGGUGAAGCAAAAUUUAAAAGCAUUAAUACCACUGUUAGAGUGGACAACGGGCAAAAGUAUACACUGCUUAUCAGGCAAGAAUUGGAUCCAUGUAAAGCUGAGCUGACUAUUUUAGGGAGGAAUACACAAACAUGCGAAUCUAUCAAUCAUGUACUCGGAAAACCCCUGCCAAAAUCAGGAUCUGUCUUCAUUGGUGGAUUUCCAGACCUUCAUGGGAAAAUCCAGAUGCCUGUACCAGUCAAGAAUUUUACUGGCUGCAUAGAAGUUAUAGAAAUAAAUAACUGGAGAUCUUUCAUUCCAUCCAAGGCAGUGAAAAACUAUCACAUUAACAAUUGCAGAUCCCAGGGAUUUAUGCUGUCUCCAACAGCCUCCUUUGUUGAUGCUUCUGAUGUGACACAAGGGGUUGAUACCAUGUGGACUUCUGUCAGCCCCUCUGUUGCAGCACCCUCUGUGUGCCAGCAGGAUGUAUGCCACAAUGGAGGCACAUGCCAUCCCAUCUUCCUCUCCAGUGGCAUAGUGUCAUUCCAAUGUGACUGUCCACUACAUUUCACUGGCCGCUUCUGUGAAAAAGAUGCAGGUUUAUUUUUUCCAUCUUUCAAUGGGAAUUCCUAUUUAGAACUGCCCUUUUUGAAGUUUGUCCUGGAGAAGGAACAUAACAGAACUGUUACCAUCUACUUGACUAUAAAAACAAACAGUUUAAAUGGAACUAUUCUUUACAGUAAUGGGAAUAAUUUUGGAAAGCAGUUUCUUCAUUUAUUUCUUGUGGAAGGAAGGCCAUCAGUUAAAUAUGGAUGUGGAAAUUCUCAAAAUAUUUUGACUGUUUCUGCUAAUUACAGCAUUAACACAAAUGCAUUCACCCCUAUCACAAUACGCUACACAACGCCUGUUGGCAGCCCUGGAGUUGUUUGUAUGAUUGAAAUGACUGCAGAUGGAAAACCUCCAGUACAGAAGAAAGACACAGAGAUUUCCCAGGCCUCUCAGGCAUAUUUUGAAUCAAUGUUCCUUGGCCAUAUUCCUGCAAAUGUUCAAAUUCAUAAGAAAGCAGGUCCUGUUUAUGGGUUCAGGGGCUGCAUUCUAGACCUUCAAGUAAACAACAAAGAAUUCUUCAUCAUCGAUGAAGCACGACAUGGAAAGAAUGUUGAGAACUGCCACGUCCCUUGGUGUGCUCAUCAUCUGUGCCGCAACAAUGGCACCUGCAUCAGGAAACAAAGCCCACCAGAAGCUACACAGCACAUGCCGGGGCCCAAAGUCCCAAAGAUCGAGUCACAGAUGCGUCAGCGGAAGCGUGAACCAACAAGAAUUGCCACCUCAUAUGUCCGAACCCAGUCACCAAUCACAAAACCAUACUACCAGGAUAUCUGUAAUUAA